GUCGGCCCCCUAAGUUGUCAUGCGACAGAGAACGUGUGAUGCUUUAACUCAGCGCCGCUGCCGCGAGAGCCAUUCCUUUGUUUUUUUAGCUGGGGCUGCCCUGGCGGGUCUUUGCCUGCGCUGCUCCCCGGUCUACGACGUGGCGGCCCGGAGGCCGUGUGCCAUGGCCUCUUUCUGCCUGGCGUCCGCGUGCUGCGGCGUGGCCGUGGAGCCCUCCCAGACGAUCACGGAGUGCGGCGAAGUCAGGCGCUGCCAGCGCCGCGUCGGCGCCGAGGCGCUACCCCCCCGGGCCGACCUCUGCGGCUGCCUGGCCAGCUGCGGCGAGCGCUGCCUCGGCACGGCCACGUCCGCCGCCGACGAGUUCGAGCUCAGGCCCGAGGAGCUGCUGCAGGAGGACGCGGCGGCCCGGGAGGCGAGGCAGCUGCGCGAGAUGCUGACGGAGGCUCUCGGAGAGGCUGUGCGGCAGUGCCCUUUCUGCAAGGUCGCCUGCGUGAAGCAGGACGCGGAUGACUGCGACCACAUCUUCUGCCGCUGCGGGCGCGAGUUCUGCUGGCAGUGCGGCGCGGACCGCGAGGUGAUUUUCCAUCACGGCAACCACCACCACAAGCCCAGCUGCCCUUUCUACACCGACUUUGCCGAGAGGAGUCCCAAGCUGGUCCCCCACUGCCCCCAGUGCAAGGCCACCGGCCAGCCCUGCAGGCCGCCGCCCGGGACCCGGGCGCUCCGCAGGGUCGGGUGCUGCGGCGGCUCCUGAGCCAUCGCCGCAGCAGGGCCGCUCGCGCGCCACGGCCCCCCCGCCCCACGUCGCCCACGGGGGGGGGGAGCUCAAACUCGUAGGGCGGGUUUCUUCUUUCGGCUCGCCUCCUUCCUCUCUUCAGCCUUCUGCAGCUGCAGUUGCCCAGUGCAGGGAAUCGCGGCCUUGGGCGCUUGAUGGUGGCCCCCGUUCCGCCCAGAAUUCGUCCAGUUUGCGCAUCCCGCGCUUGUCCACGCCAGCUGAUGAUUCUGGCCAUGUCUAGUUUUUUGUUGUUGGAUGCGCUGAUUUUCCGGGGUGCCGCUGCUUGUGUUGUAUAGUGGCAAGCCAGCAACCCCGUGCGGAAUGUGUGCGCUUUCAUUGAAUGCCGAUAAGGGUCCAGUAAUGGAGAUGGCGUUGGCUGUAUGCUUGCCCUCGUGGAAAGAAACGACGCGCUAGAGACCACAG
Molecule: messenger RNA, 1198 nt
Organism: Prorocentrum cordatum
Lineage: Eukaryota; Dinophyceae; Prorocentrales; Prorocentraceae
Source: the annotation of a GenBank genome assembly